Molecule: messenger RNA, 332 nt
Organism: Anopheles moucheti
Lineage: Eukaryota; Metazoa; Arthropoda; Insecta; Diptera; Culicidae
Product: COX assembly mitochondrial protein 2 homolog
Exons: 2
Coding region: 93-332 (79 amino acids)
Cellular component (GO): mitochondrion
Source: RefSeq, a predicted model, not a curated record
UGCUUCUUUACCAAAAGUUGUGUAAUUGUUCAGUGCAAAAAAUCUCGUAAAUCCUCCAACGAACGUGCUUUUACAGCGUUUAAGUGAAAGGUAUGCAUACAGAUCUAUCGCCGCAUUUACAUUCAACUGAAUGCAAUUUGAUAAUCGAAGAAUUGAAAAAGUGCCAUUCCGAGAAUAAAUUUGGCAAGUUUCUUGGCAUCUGCAAUGAUCUGGAUCGCCAAAUGAUAGUGUGCUUGCGGAAUGAAAGAAAAACUCGCCAGAAACUAAACCGAGAAAAAGCACUUGAAAAACAGAAACGUGUGCAGCAGCUGAUGAAAGAACAGCAAGGAUGA